Hevea brasiliensis (rubber tree) is the source of this 1433-nucleotide messenger RNA. RefSeq names its product nuclear transcription factor Y subunit A-7. The record is from RefSeq and is a predicted model, not a curated record. Gene Ontology annotation, biological process: regulation of transcription by RNA polymerase II. Gene Ontology annotation, molecular function: RNA polymerase II cis-regulatory region sequence-specific DNA binding; DNA-binding transcription factor activity, RNA polymerase II-specific. Gene Ontology annotation, cellular component: CCAAT-binding factor complex. Bases 434 to 949 code for a protein of 171 amino acids. Lineage: Eukaryota; Viridiplantae; Streptophyta; Magnoliopsida; Malpighiales; Euphorbiaceae. The transcript is spliced from 7 exons.
AAAUUGAAGGCAGCGUUUGGAAAUAAAAUAUAGUUAGCAGUGAAGUCGGGCGGUAAAGGAAAUUCCAUAUCUGUAAAUUUUCUCGUUUUCUCAAACAGAAAACAGAGCGAACUGUUGUUGUAUAAUUCCCUUUCACCUGCUGCUGUUGCGACGGAGGAUUUUUGAGCAACAACCAUAACAAACCCUUCCCUCUGCAAAACCAAUCCUCUUUUGCUUUUUCUCUCUAAGUUCUGAUAUUGGGGAUUCUGUAUGCAUAAUAGCCUCAUGACUUCUUCUGUGCAUGAUCUUUCAGGCCACCUAGGGGGGUCUUGUACUUACUAGAUGAUUUGAUGCUCUCUAUUAGGCAGAUAAUAGUGAGACUAAUGAGCAGCAGAAACACUCAGAAUCUCAGAUUCAGUCUCUUUCUCCUGCAACUGCACCAGUGCACCCUGGGAUGUCAACCCCAAAUGUCCAGUAUGCAACAAGCCUGCAACUUGGUUCAGGGCACACAAUGGCAGCAGCAGCCUACCCUUACCCAGAUCCCUACUAUAGAAGCAUUUUUGCUCCCUAUGACGCUCAGCCAUACCCUCCACAGCCCUAUGGUGGACAACCAAUGGUCCAUCUUCAGUUAAUGGGAAUUCAGCAAGCUGGAGUUCCUUUGCCAUCAGAUGCAGUUGAGGAACCUGUAUUUGUCAAUGCAAAACAAUAUCAUGGGAUCUUGAGACGUCGACAAUCCCGUGCAAAAGCUGAAUCAGAAAACAAAGCCAUCAAGUCUCGGAAGCCAUACUUGCAUGAAUCUCGACAUUUGCAUGCCUUGAGAAGAGCUAGAGGAUUGGGGGGUCGGUUUCUCAAUUCCAAGAAGAAUGAGAAUCAACAAGAGAAUGGAGAUUCACCAGGUGACAAAUCACAAUCCAAUAUCAAUCUUAACUCUGAUAAAAAUGAUAUUGCUUCCUCAGAUAGCAAGUCUUGAUAUACGGUGAGUUGGUGGUGCAUGCACAGGGCCUACAAAUCUGAUAUAGCCAUCUACCAAUAGUCAGUAUUGCUUCACUCUUGUUCUUCACUGACAAGCCGUUAGUAUGUAUAGGUUUUUCUAGUAGUUGGUUUGUAGGGAGGUUGCAAAGAUGAAGCAGGCAGUGUAAUUAAGGGGCAAGGAGAUAGUUGUCUUUGCAACAGUAGUUUUAUUUAUAGUUUUUUGUUUUUUCUCUUUUUCCAUGAGGGGAGUGAUGGUUAGGUUUCAUAUGCAGGCAUUUCUUUGCUUUCAAGAAUGGAGUCAAGCUAGAUAUUUAUUUAACAAAAAGUUGGAGUCGUGUUAAUUGGUUGAGCUGAUUAUGUUUCAUUAGCUCAACAAAGAUUAGGUUGGCUGUUUCUAUGUAGUAUUAGCCUUUUGAUUACUUAUUAUUGUCAACUUCUCAAAUAAGAUGGAUGGUUUGAUUAAUACUAGUAGUGCUUUGCUA